AUGAUAUUGUGGAUCCUAUGGAAUGACGGUGUCCCUGCUGUUACGCAAUGCCCAAUCGCCCCUGGCGAUAGCUUCACCUAUUCAUUUAUCGCAGACACAUACGGAUCAUCUUGGUAUCAUUCUCAUUACUCAGCUCAAUAUGCAGAUGGAGUUUUUGGGCCAAUUGUUAUUCACGGCCCUACAGCAUCGGAUUAUGACUUAGAUAUAGGUCCGGUGUUGGUAACAGACUACUAUCACUUGAAUUACACCACUAUCAACGAGAGAGCUUUCAGUUCUAAUUUUUCGGUUGUAACCGUGCCAGGCGUUAAUAGUCUCAUCAAUGGACGAAAUAACUACAACUGCUCUCUGGUUGACGAAGGUGACACAAGCCCAUGUGUGAGCAAUGCAGGGGUUUCCACUUUUCAAUUUACAGCGGGGAAGAAACACCGACUGCGCUUCGUCAAUGCUGGUGCAAGUGCUCUUCAGACAAUUUCAAUAGACGGACAUAACCUGACUGUUAUUGCGAAUGACUUCGUUCCAGUCGUGCCAUAUCAAACUCAAUAUAUUAAAUUAGGGGUUGGUCAACGUACGGACGUGAUUGUUGAGGGUCUUCCAGAUGCCACGGGCUCGUACUUUUUGAGAUCGCAAAGUCCAGCGAAGCCAUGUGCUGAUACAAUCCAGCCGAAUGCCACGGCUAUUAUCUACUACCGAAACGAGUACCUACCGGAGCCAGACCCAUGGCCAGCUUUUACCGACGCCGUUCAGGUUUGUGCAAAUGAUCCUCUUGAAACUACCGUUCCAUUAUAUCCCAUCGCAUCACCAUCCAAUCCCGCGACGACCUGGGACCUAAAUAUAACUCUUGCUCAGAACGAAACGGGUUCUUAUCUCUGGUACAUGAAUAAUAUCACAUUCCGGGGUGACUACAAUCAUCCGAUCCUACUCCUUUCCAAUCUGGGUAACAACUCUUAUCCCAACCCGGAAUGGAACGUGGAAAAUUUUGGAUCCAAUUCUUCUAUUAGAAUGGUUGUAAACAAUGCCAACCCUCGUACCCAUCCGAUGCAUCUUCACGGUCAUAAUUAUCUGGUCGAAGCAGUCGGAAAUGGCACUUGGGAUGGUAUUAUAACCCGACCGGAUAAUCCUCAACGAAGAGAUACGCAGCUUGUGCCCGGAAACGGAUACAUGGUUAUCUCAUUUACAGCGGAUAACCCCGGUGCUUGGCCUUUCCAUUGUCAUGUUGCAUGGCAUGUGGCAGCAGGUCUUUAUGUCACAGUUCUAGAGAGGCCAGAUGACAUUGCCAACUACAAGAUUCCCAGUACCGUGGCGCAGACAUGCAGGAACUGGUGGGCUUAUACUAACGCGACGGUCGUGGAUCAGAUUGAUUCGGGGCUUUAA
Molecule: messenger RNA, 1371 nt
Organism: Talaromyces amestolkiae
Lineage: Eukaryota; Fungi; Ascomycota; Eurotiomycetes; Eurotiales; Trichocomaceae
Exons: 6
Coding region: 1-1371 (456 amino acids)
Molecular function (GO): oxidoreductase activity; copper ion binding
Source: RefSeq, a predicted model, not a curated record